GAUCUUGCUGCUGCUGUCUCUUUAACGCGAGAGGAAGCGAUGCGGAGGGGUGGAAAAUGGCAGAGCUGCAGAUGUUACUAGAGGAGGAGAUCCCAUCUGGCAAGAGGGCGCUGAUAGAGAGUUACCAGAACCUGACCCGUGUGGCAGACUACUGUGAAAACAACUACAUACAGGCUACAGACAAGAGAAAAGCUUUAGAAGAGACCAAAGCCUACACAACCCAAUCCCUAGCUAGUGUUGCUUAUCAAAUAAAUGCAUUGGCCAACAAUGUACUCCAAUUGCUGGACAUCCAAGCCUCUCAACUUCGCAGAAUGGAGUCUUCCGUCAAUCAUAUCUCACAGACUGUGGACAUUCAUAAAGAAAAAGUGGCUCGAAGAGAGAUUGGUAUUUUGACAACAAAUAAGAAUACAUCAAGAACGCACAAAAUAAUAGCACCUGCAAAUAUGGAACGCCCUGUAAGGUAUAUUCGGAAACCUAUCGACUAUACAGUUUUGGAUGAUGUGGGCCAUGGUGUCAAGUGGCUAAAAGCCAAGCAUGGAAAUAACCAGCCUGCGAGAACUGGCACACUGUCGAGAACAAAUCCUCCUACUCAGAAACCACCAAGUCCUCCCAUGUCAGGCCGGGGAACAUUGGGACGGAAUACUCCUUACAAAACCCUGGAACCUGUUAAACCCCCAACAGUUCCUAAUGACUAUAUGACGAGUCCUGCUAGGCUUGGAAGUCAGCAUAGUCCAGGCAGGACAGCUUCUUUAAAUCAGAGACCAAGGACACACAGUGGCAGUAGUGGAGGAAGUGGAAGUCGAGAGAACAGUGGAAGCAGCAGUAUUGGCAUUCCCAUUGCCGUGCCUACACCUUCACCACCCACUAUUGGACCAGCCCCGGGCUCAGCUCCUGGUUCCCAGUAUGGCACAAUGACCAGGCAGAUUUCUCGGCACAACUCUACCACUUCUUCGACAUCUUCUGGUGGAUACAGACGAACUCCUUCUGUGACUGCUCAGUUCUCUGCUCAGCCUCAUGUUAAUGGAGGUCCACUUUAUUCUCAAAAUUCAAUUUCUAUUGCUCCACCCCCUCCCCCUAUGCCUCAGUUGACUCCACAGAUACCUCUCACAGGCUUCGUGGCCAGGGUGCAGGAAAACAUUGCUGAUAGUCCAACUCCACCACCACCACCUCCACCAGAUGACAUUCCCAUGUUUGAUGAUUCUCCACCUCCACCACCACCACCUCCAGUGGAUUAUGAAGAUGAGGAGGCUGCAGUAGUUCAGUAUAAUGAUCCAUAUGCAGAUGGAGAUCCUGCUUGGGCCCCCAAGAAUUAUAUUGAGAAAGUUGUUGCAAUAUAUGACUAUACAAAAGACAAGGAUGAUGAGCUAUCGUUUAUGGAGGGUGCAAUCAUUUAUGUCAUAAAGAAGAAUGAUGAUGGCUGGUAUGAAGGAGUCUGCAAUCGAGUGACUGGUCUGUUCCCUGGGAACUAUGUUGAAUCAAUCAUGCACUAUACUGAUUAAAUUUUUUGCUUUUAAAGUAGAUUCUCAUUAUUACUCAGUCAUACUGUGGGACUAUUAUGGCUAACAGAAUUGUCUUAAUAUGUUUUCAAACGUGCCCAUAUUUUCAGGACAUGCUGUUUUAUCGGAAUAAUUGAAUGUCUACCUGUAAGCAUAAAUCUCUGAGGCAGUUUGUAUAUUGCUGAACAGCAAUUUAUACAAGAAGCUGUCUGUAACUGAUUAUGCUUAUGUAUUUACUUAUGCAUUGUUAACUUCAUGACCAGCCUAAAUAUUCUGGGGAAGUGGGGUCUAUUAUUUAAAUCAUGAUUCAGAUUGUGCCAUUACAUCUUUCAGUGCAGCAUGGUUACUAACAGUCAGGCUAAUACUAAAAUCAAAAAAUGUAAAUGCUGGUGCUGGUCAGAUUUUUGUUUGUUUAGAUUCUCUCAUUCUUGAACUAUACUAUUUGUUUAAAGCAUGCAUACAAAUUUACGUAUUGAAAUAUACAAAAAUCCAAGAUGCUUCCAAUUUGUGUAUUAUUUAACUUGGAGUACUCUCUUGAAAUGAAUUGAGUCUCUAAGGUCUCCAUGUGAAACAAAACAAACAGAAAGGGUGAUCUGUAAUAUUGUAAUUUGUACCUGAGUUUUUCAAUGAGUGAAUUUGCAUUAUGAAUUUUUUUCAUUCAUAAAUACAUAAGUGAACCAAAGGUCUUUGUCCUUGCCUUCAUUGGUUUGCUUUUAAAAUAAAUAAAUAAAAGGUGAUUUAUUGGAGAAUUACGGUUCUAUUUUCUCAGUAUAUUGACUUUGGAAAAAAAUUUAGCCUUCUCUCAUUCUGUCCCCAUAGCAAUGUGACUGAUUAUUGCAGAUUUAAAAUCUGAGAUGGUUACUUACAAGCCAAUCUACUGAACUGUGGUUUUCAAAGCUAAGAAAAUGUGUCAUGAAUGUAUACAUUCAUUCUUAAGGAUUGGAAGAUCCAUCCUUCAGUUUUAUAACAGACUGUUGUAUAAUGGUUCAAUGAAAAGAAAUUAUAAAUAUCUUUUACAUAUUACUUUUGUAAAAGUGGAUGCAGUUAAUUUUUGAAUAGGCACUAUUUAAUCCCUUAUCUGGCAGUAGCAACAUAAAAAGUUUAAAAUGAAAUAGUUGGGGAAAAAAGGCGAAUCAUUAAUCAGUGAGCAGGGAUAUACCUAACCACGAGAUUUGUAUUGUCUUUUGACAUAAAUGAAAUGCAAAACAUGCACUUUGUGAGUCUCCUCUUAAUUGAAAGGAGGGUUAGAGGGAUAUUUUCUCUUCUUACCUUGUGUAUAAUUCUACAUUGCUUAGGAUAUUAGAGUACUCAAGUGUGGGUUUCUGUGUAUUGAGGAUUUGUUUGGAUUUCAAAUUAAUUAUGUACUGGAUGAUACAGACUUCUAACAGCAUAAUGAAUGGUAAGAAUAGUGGAUGGAAAACAUUUAUUUCUGAAAAUUAAAGACCAUUAUUACUACCAAAUCAAUGGACUGUUUGAUAUGCAUUUUACCUUUCUUCAUUUUAAACAUGACUUCAACAUCAUUAGUGAUUAUCUAGCUGUCUUCUGCUUUUCAUUUUUUGAGUGGAAUGUUCUCUUAAUUAUUUGUAUAAAAUCGUUGUCUUAAUUUUAUGUACAGUCUUUUAUAAUAAACCAUUCUCCUCUAU
Messenger RNA from Orycteropus afer afer, 3139 nucleotides. The record is from RefSeq and is a predicted model, not a curated record. Lineage: Eukaryota; Metazoa; Chordata; Mammalia; Tubulidentata; Orycteropodidae.